CUUACACGGUAACUGGGUACACAGGCGAGGGCCUGGGUACCCCUCAAACAGAGGAGUGAUGAGGAGCCACUCGGGAAGUUUAGCAACCGUGUUGAGUGCAGCUGUCCCAAUGCGGAAAUAUGCGAUAGCGGAUGCCUAAUUGGGCAUGCGAUGCGCUGUGGUUCUUAUCAGUUCCUGCAGGUGCCACCCUGUCAAUGCACGUCUUGACAGUGGCCGAAGAUAGGCCAGAAGCAUUUCCAGCUGGAUGGAUUCGCGCAGCGAAGGCUGGACCAGCACCCUGUGGCACUCUGUGGCAUCCUGUGGCACCUGCUGCAGACCCUAUGUGGCUCCAUUGCGCAACUUCACCCUGCUUAUGCCUAUUUGGAUGCGGACAGCGGAAUUCGACACCCACUCGUUUGUGGGGAGCCAGCGCAUCGUUUCUUUUGGGCUUACCUCCGGUGACCGCUUGCCGGGUGAUAGCGAUAACGCGUUCCGCAACCUGUAAGAAUGGGUGUCGUGGAUGGAACCACACCUACCGUGAAAAGUGCAUAAUCAGCGCGAGGCUCAAUGCUGAUAGCUGAUAACCGGGCGCCGUGUGAAAAAAGCCCAGUCAGAAGCAGCUGGUGACUUCGACCAUGCUUCAGCCGACAGGAACACGCUGCAGCAAUGUGAGGGGGAAAACGCUUUCCCAGAACGAUUGACGGUGGGGUAGAGUGAGG
Messenger RNA from Suhomyces tanzawaensis NRRL Y-17324, 698 nucleotides. RefSeq lists its product as uncharacterized. The transcript has a single exon. NCBI's taxonomy places the organism in Eukaryota, Fungi, Ascomycota, Pichiomycetes, Serinales, Debaryomycetaceae. The coding region runs from base 132 to 560 and encodes 142 amino acids. The record is from RefSeq and is a predicted model, not a curated record.